ACAUUAUACUUUACACUCAAAUAUUGAGCAUAAUCAUAAUUUUUCUCAACAAUAGCCGGCUAUAUAAUUCUCUCAAUUAUUUUCAAUUCAAUCAACUGAUUUUAAUCAUUCGCAAUACUUUCAUAAUCUGCGUUUCUGUCAUUGUCUAUUUUUAAAUAUAAAUUAUAAACACUUGUAGUAUAGAUUCAUAAAAUCCUUUGAAAACAAAUUGGUGGUUGUAAAAAAGAUUUUGUUGUUAUUUUUGAAACUUUUCAGGAUGCUCAACUACACUUACCUCUGGAGUGAACUUUAAAAUGGAUAUCGAUGAAACUCCAGAAAAUUCUGUAGACACCGAUAGAAUGGGCGAUGAUAUACCAACUGUUGAGUACAAUAAGAAGAGCAUUGAGGCAAUGGGAAGAGAUGAACUUGUUACGUUUCUUGACGGCAUUGAUAACCGUGUCGAAGCUCUUCGAAAAGAAGCUAUGAAACUGCAAGAAGAACGUGACAUAUUAUUGACACGAAUUGAUAUGCUCAAAAACACUGAUGUCCUGUCAAAUCUCAAGGAAGCCGAUCAAGAAGAAAUAAAUCUACAUUUACAGAGAAUCAAUGAACGAUUGCAAACUGUUGACAUUAAUGUCCAAACUGUUCGUGACCAUUCUCAAAUUGAUUCUCUUAAUGUUAUUAAUCACCUCAUAGAUGAAAUUAUCAAGUUUGGCGAUCCAAUUGUUAAAAGAAAAAAAUGUCAAGAAUAUUUGAACGCAUGCAGCUCUAAUGAUUUCCAAUACACUAUGAGUUUCUCAAGUAUUGAAUCUACUACAGUCACAUUCAUUGAUAAAAAGUUUGAAGGACAUCUUUUGGGCUGCACUCUCGAUGAUCAAAAGCGGAUCAAGAAACGCUUAGAAGCCCUUCUUAAUUACAUGGCACAACAAAUCAUUAUGUAUGAUUAACUUCAAUUUAUACAUUAUGAUUUAUAAUCAAUUUUUUGUCAAUCUUCUAUCACAUAUUUACUAAAAGUCUGAAGUUAAAAUAUUUAAA
Messenger RNA from Clunio marinus, 1014 nucleotides. NCBI's taxonomy places the organism in Eukaryota, Metazoa, Arthropoda, Insecta, Diptera, Chironomidae. The record is from the annotation of a GenBank genome assembly.